AAAUACAUCCACCAUAUACACCCCCAGAAUUAGCGAGCAAGGCAGGUCCGUAGUUCACAGCCGAGGUCCGUAAACCCUUGGAUUUCCUCCAUCUCCACAUCAGUGCGACUCCAGUCCGUCCGAGACCGGCAUGGCCACCACGGCCGCCGCCGCCGCCCCGGUGCCAGGCGCUAUUCCAGCCGCGGCGCCCGCGGCCCCGUCCGCGCAACCGCAUCCCGUUCCAGACAAAUGUACGAAUUAUAAAAACCAUUUGCAAGAGUGGACUCAAAGGAAUGAUCAGAAGUUGCCAGCUUAUAAUACUGAGUCAAAACGUGACCAUCAUCGACUUGAGUUCAGAAGCACCGUUGAGGUGGGUGGCGAGCGGUUUCAAUCAGCUCGCAAUCAUAGCCGCCGCAAGGAUGCAGAGCAGGAUGCUGCCAGAGUGGCCUAUGAAAUCCUGGUGACAAAGACAGUAAAUGAUGAUGAUCAUACAGACGCGCUUGGGCUGAUUGAUCAGGGCGUGGUGUUCUGCAAAUCAAUUCUCCAUGAAUUUGCUGUUAAGACAAAAGUUGAUCAGCCCACUUACUCCGCAGAUCAUCCAGAAGGGGUAUCACCCAUGACUCUGUUUGUUUCAUCUGUGUUGUUUGCUGGGAACACUUAUACUGGUGAAGCUGCAACAUGUAAGAAGGACGCAGAGCAGAAGGCUGCUCGUGUUGCAGUCAAAUCUAUUUUAGCUACAAAGAACACUUGUAUGCAUCAAAUUGUCAGAUCAAAGAAAGAGCUUAUCAUUGCCAUCACAUCUUCUGGGUUCAACAAAGAAAGAGGAGUUGUAAGCCAGGAAAACUGCAAUGCUCCAACAAAUGCAAUUACUCCUAUAAAAUUUGUGCCUGCUGGUGAAGCUGCUGGUCUAACUGGAGAAAUUUGGAUAUUUGCCACUUUCAAUAAGUGGCUUCUCAAAAUUGCCACUUUCAAGAUUGGCUUCGUAAGAUUGCCACUUAGCUCAUCGACUCCUUGAUUAGCAUGCCAUUUUGCUUUUUUUAUUGAUUCCCCUUUUCUGUUUUCAUUUAUAUGCACCGGACAAGACCGAACUGCCCCUGAGGGUAUGUACAGGUACUGAUUAUCCGUGUUUAUUAUGCAUCUGGUAUUCUCGUUCGACA
Messenger RNA from Triticum aestivum (bread wheat), 1136 nucleotides. Its product is annotated as double-stranded RNA-binding protein 4. The transcript is spliced from 4 exons. Bases 131 to 994 code for a protein of 287 amino acids. The record is from RefSeq and is a predicted model, not a curated record. Lineage: Eukaryota; Viridiplantae; Streptophyta; Magnoliopsida; Poales; Poaceae.